Messenger RNA from Drosophila kikkawai, 2265 nucleotides. Its product is annotated as dnaJ homolog subfamily C member 2. Gene Ontology annotation, biological process: regulation of translational fidelity; 'de novo' cotranslational protein folding. The record is from RefSeq and is a predicted model, not a curated record. Gene Ontology annotation, cellular component: cytosol. Gene Ontology annotation, molecular function: ribosome binding; Hsp70 protein binding. Lineage: Eukaryota; Metazoa; Arthropoda; Insecta; Diptera; Drosophilidae.
GACUAAAAUAUAAAAUAUUUCGCUCCAAACACAUGUGCUGCGGAAAAGUGUGAAUAUUAAUUCGGCCGAUUUUGACGCUUCGCUCGCAAAAUUCCGUGUAUACCAGAGUGGCCGCGAGUGCCAACAGCUAGCCGCAGACAACAGAAUCACUACAGAUGACGAGCGGACCAGGAACGACGACGGUAGAGGUGCAGCUGCCCCUCAAGGUCGCCCUGCGGCGGGUCGAGCGCGUUGGCUUCGCAUAUUUUUCGCAGCGGCGCCAACAUCUCGCGCCCGGCGGCGUGGAGCGGAGCGAUAGCGACGAGAAGCUAGAAGGCGUCGGCGAAGAGGUGGAAAUUAGCUACCUCAAGUCGCUGGAUCCCAAGGAGUGGAAGGACCAGGACCAUUACAGCAUUCUCGGUCUCGGAAAAAUCAGGUUCGAGGCCACCGAAGAUGAUAUUCGACGGGCAUACCGACGCAUGGUCCUGCUGCAUCAUCCUGACAAGCGAAAAGCCAAGGGCGAGGAGGUUAUCCAGGACGAUGACUACUUCACAUGCAUAACCAAAGCCUACGAGAUACUUGGCACUUCCAAGUCGCGUCGCAGCUUUGACUCCGUAGAUCCCGAGUUUGACGACUCGCUGCCCUCACAAACCGACAUCGAUGCAGAUUAUUUUGGCGUAUUCAACAAAUUCUUCACACUGAACGGACGCUGGAGCGAGGCAAAGGCGCCAGUGCCCGCCUUCGGCGAGGUGGACGCCAAGCGCGAGGAGGUGGAGCGAUUCUACAACUUCUGGUACGACUUCAAGUCCUGGCGCGAGUUCAGCUAUUUGGACGAGGAGGACAAGGAGAAGGGUCAGGACAGAGACGAGCGACGCUGGAUUGAGAAGGAGAACAAGGCGGCGCGGAUCAAGCGCAAGAAGGAGGAGAUGACCCGCAUCCGGUCGCUGGUCGAUUUGGCCUAUAACAACGACAAGCGCAUCGCACGUUUCAAGCAGGAGGAGAAGGAUCGCAAGGCUGCGGCCAAGCGGGCCAAGAUGGACGCCGCCCAGGCCCAAAAGGCAGAGCAGGAUCGCGCGAUUCGGGAAGCUGCGCUGGCCAAGGAGCGCGCCGAGAAGGCGGAACAGAAGCGCAUCGAGCUGAUCCGCAUUGAACGCGAGCAGCAGAAGAAGCUGCUCAAGAAGGAGCGCAAAACGCUGCGCGACAAGGUCAAGGACUGCAAGUACUAUGCCAAGAACGACAAGGAUCAGCUGAAGCACAUGGAGGGCACCGAGAAGAUCUGCGAGACCUUCAGCCUGGCCGAGCUGCAGGCAUUGAACAAAGCCAUGGAGUCGAAGGGCCGCGAGUCCUUUGUGGCCGCCCUGCAAACAGCCGAGCAGAAGAUAGCCGCCGAGCUGGAGGAGAUUAACCAGACCCAGGCUAAGAAGCUGGCCACGGCCAGUGCGCCCAAGGGGGGCGUCAAGGAGGUGAAGAAGGGCGAACUCUGGAGUAAUGAAAACGUUCAGCUGCUCAUCAAGGCAGUCAAUCUGUUCCCCGCGGGUACCGCCCAGCGCUGGGACGUUAUAGCCACGUUCAUCAACCAGCACAGUCCCGCCGGCAACGGCGGAAGCAGUGUCCUGGUCAACGCGAGGGACGUGCUGAACAAGGCCAAGGCACUCCAGAACAGCGACCACUCGAAGAGCAGCCUGAAGACCCAAGCCAACGAUGCAGCAUUCGCCAGCUUCGAAAAGUCCAAAAAGGAAGUGCAGACCUCGAACGACAUAACCCUGGGCGAGGAAACUCCUGCCCAGGCCAGCAAGGAAAACCUCAAGCAGAACGGAGUAGAUCAUAAGGUGAACAACAAUCAGCAGGUUAAGCAGAAUGGAACAGAUCCGUCGGCGGCAGCAGCUACGCCAGCAGGAGCAGCGCCGCCCACUACUAAUGGAACAGCUGGCGGCGGCAGUGGCGGUGGCUCCAAAACGUGGACCAAGGAGGAGCAAGCCCUACUGGAGCAGGCCAUCAAAACCUAUCCGACGACAACGCCCGAUCGCUGGGAUCGCAUUGCUUCGUGCAUACCGAAUCGCAGUAAAAAGGAUUGUUUGCGGCGCGUCAAGGAGCUAGUCGAGCUGGUCAACUCCAAGAAGGAGGCGCAGGCGGCGGUCAAAUGAGUGGGGCCCCCGCGGCCCUUACCCCGUUCCAGUCCCCCGCUGCCAUUCGUCCUCCUCCAUCAUCCACUACUAGCUGCUGUGUCCCAUAUAAAUUUUAUUUAAAUAAAACAUAAAAAGUUUUUGAACGUUUAGCGAAAAGUUA